AGCGUUUGGUUACCUAGGGAGGGGAACCUGGAACUGCUGUCUUAAUCUUACCUUCACCGUGGCUCUCGUAAUAAGCGAGGUUCCAUAAGGCCAUACGACCGCCAGCUGUUCUCUCUCCUCCUCCUCCUCUCUCUUCUCUCCUCUCUCCCCGAGUCCUAGAUCCAGGCUGCGGCACUCAACACUUCCCUGCUUUCGGUCCCGCCCCCUCCUGUCAGAGUUCACAAUCAACAUGAAGUCCACCGUCUCCCUCCUCGCCACCGGCUUCCUUGCCGCGUCCCUGGUUUCCGCGGGCCCAGCUGUAGAGCGUGCUGCAGCUACUCUGUCGGACUGCUUGAACAGCAAGAGCGUGCCUACCCGCUGGAUCAACUCACCGGACUACGCAGAUCUGGCUGAGCCGUUCAACACUCGACUUCCCUACAAGCCCGUCGUUAUCGUCCUGCCUGAGACAAACCAGAAUGUCCAGGACGCCGUUGUCUGCGCUGCCCAGUUCGGCGUCAAGGUGCAGGCCAAGUCUGGGGGUCACUCGUAUGCUUCGUUCAGCAGUGGUGGCCAGGAUGGGUCGAUGAUGAUUGACCUCCAGCCUAUGCAGAACAUCAAGCUGGACAAGUCCACCAACAUCGUCAAGGUUGGCGGAGGCGUGCGUCUCGGAAACCUAGCGCAGGGGAUCUGGGACCAAGGACAGCGCGGUCUCUCUCAUGGUACCUGCCCCGGUGUCGGCAUUGGAGGCCACUUCACCCACGGCGGCUACGGCCACACGUCUCGCAACUGGGGUCUUGCUCUCGACCACAUCGUCGGCGCUGAAGUAGUCCUCGCCAACGGCACACUAGUGAACGCUACUGCGUCUCAGUACCCUACCAUCUUCUGGGCCGUCCGCGGAGCCGCUGAUUCCUUCGGCAUCGUCACUAACUUUUACCUCCAAACGCACGAGGCGCCCAAGGCCAUUACCUAUUUCUCCUUCCAAUGGGGUACCGCGCUGUACGGCAGCAAGACUAAAUUCGUGAACACGUUCCUGCACGUCCAGGAUUUCGCCACGAAUGCUUCGGUCGUCGACAGCCGCAUUUCGUUUGGCAUCUAUCUCGAUGGCGUGGGCGCGUACAGCCUCAGUGGCACUUUCUUCGGCACCGUCAAUGAGUUCAAUACCAAAAUUAAGCCCGAGUUCCUCCGCACCCUGCCCACUCCCGGAACCGUCAUCGUCAAGUCUUACGACUGGAUCGGCUACCUGACACUCCUUUCGGACAAGGAUACCAUCAAAGAACCGCUCACCGGCUAUGACGAGCACGACAACUUCUUCGCCAAAUCCAUCACCGUGCCCGAGCGAGACGGCCUGAGCAAAAACGCCCUGGGCGCGUUCUAUGACUACAUCAAGAAGGGCACCUCAGCUUCCUACUUCGUAAUAAUCAACCUCUACGGCGGCCCGGGCUCUCAAAUCAACAACAAAGACACCUCCUUCGCCGCCUACAACGAUCGCGACUCGUUGUGGGUGCUGCAGAACUACGGCGAGACGGCCGCGAGCAUCGACUUCAUCAACGGGCUCAACGACGUUAUCAUCGGGGCGCAGCCGUACACGCAAUUUGGCGCGUACUUGAACUAUGUGGAUCCGAGCUAUGAUGCUGCCACUGCGCACGAGCUGUACUAUGGAGCGGAGUUGUAUGCGGAGCUAGCGUCGUUGAAGAAGCAGGUUGAUCCGAAGAUGGUGUUUUGGAAUCCGCAGGCGAUUGGGGCGUAGAGUGCGAGGAGAUUGGUGAAUAUGACGAUGGAGGAGGCGGCUUAGCAUGGCAUGGCAAUGGCGUUAUGUGUACAAUGUCUGGGAUCUAUCUCUCUGGAGGGGAAAUGAUUGCAAUUUAUGGUUUACUACGGUUCUAACCUCAUCGUCCUUCCGUGUUAACUUGUAUGGGUCGGUGGUCAUGGACACCGAGGCUGCUUCCUCUGCA
Messenger RNA from Trematosphaeria pertusa, 1931 nucleotides. Its product is annotated as Glucooligosaccharide oxidase. Gene Ontology annotation, molecular function: oxidoreductase activity; FAD binding. The record is from RefSeq and is a predicted model, not a curated record. Lineage: Eukaryota; Fungi; Ascomycota; Dothideomycetes; Pleosporales; Trematosphaeriaceae. The coding region runs from base 230 to 1726 and encodes 498 amino acids. The transcript is spliced from 2 exons.